Mytilus trossulus (common blue mussel) is the source of this 2435-nucleotide messenger RNA. Its product is annotated as heat shock 70 kDa protein 12A-like. The record is from RefSeq and is a predicted model, not a curated record. The transcript is spliced from 5 exons. Bases 89 to 1900 code for a protein of 603 amino acids. NCBI's taxonomy places the organism in Eukaryota, Metazoa, Mollusca, Bivalvia, Mytilida, Mytilidae.
CCUAAGUAGCACAAGCAAACAAUGGAGGUGAUCAACAACUAGACCAGACACAGUUUUGGACUAUCUGCUGUGCUUAAAAAUACAAAAGAUGGCAACAGGCGGCACAGAUAAUGGUAUGGCAACUGACGACCCAGAACUGGACAUGGCAACAAGCGGCACUGGUAGUGACAUUUUAAUGGUGGCAGCCAUUGAUUUUGGUACCACAUAUUCCGGAUACGCAUACUCUCUAAAAGGCGAAUAUGAAAAAGACAAACUGAACAUCCACGCUAAUCAGUCAUGGAACUCGGGAGGAAAAUCACUAAUGUCGUUAAAAACUCCAACAUGUAUUCUUAUUAACAAAGAGAACAAAGAGUUUGAAUCAUUUGGAUACGAAGCUGAGAAUGCGUACGCAGAUAUUGUCAUUGAGAACGAGGCAGACAAUUAUUACUUUUUUGACAGAUUCAAAAUGAUGCUUUACACACGUGAGGACAUCUCCACAAACAUGGAAAUCGAAGACGUCCGAGGAAACUCUUUACCUGCCAUAGAUGUGUUUGCAGCAGCCAUUGGAGCUUUAACACAACACAUGAUGGACCACGUGGAGAGGCAAAGAAUCAACCUACAACCAAAUGAAAUAAAAUGGGUUUUAACAGUACCUGCCAUGUGGACAGAUAAAGCAAAGGAGUUCAUGAGAGAAUGCGCUGAAAAGGCCAAAAUCAGAAAAGACCGCCUUGUCAUCGCAUUGGAACCAGAGGCAGCAUCUAUAUAUUGUCAGCACCUUCCUCCAGAUAAAAUGACGGGGGCCAUCGAGGGGUUUUCUAUAGCAGACGAUGGUUCCAAAUAUUUAGUUAUAGAUAUAGGAGGGGGAACAGUUGAUAUAACUGCCCAUCACAAGGUUGGUAAAGACGAUCUACAAGAACUAUGUUCAGCAUCAGGCGGGGCAUGUGGAGGAACAACUGUCGAUAGAGAAUUCCUCAAUUUAUUUGAAAAUAUCGUCCAAGUGAGGGCAAUGGAGACAUUAGCUAGGGAGAGUACUGCUAGUUACUUAGAUCUGUUGAGAGAGUUUGAAACUGUGAAAAGAACAGUCAUUACAUCAAAGCGUCCGAAGAUAAAUUUUACUAUACCUUUUACUGACUUAAAUGCUCUCUGCGAGCGUUUCUUAGAAAAAACCUUUGAAAAUGCCGUCAAAGAUUCAGAGUAUAGUGGUCAAAUAUCUUUGGUUGGUGACAAAAUGCGAAUGGACAGAGACUUAAUGAAGUCGCUGUUCGAUACAGCGUGUACCAAUAUUGUCCAGGAGAUACGCAAUGUCCUGCAAAGAGUACCAACGACUACUCUGAAAACCUUUCUCCUAGUUGGAGGAUUUUCAGAAUGUUCAAUAAUUCAAGAUGCUAUAAAACAGGCAUUCCCAGAUGUACAAAUUUUGAUCCCUAGAGAGGAUCCUGGUCUAGCUGUUGUGAAAGGUGCAGUUUUGUUUGGUCAUAAGCCAGAUUUUAUAACAUCACGUAUUACAAGAUGCAAAUAUGGUAGACGCAUCCGUCCGAUAUUUGACGAGUCGAAGCAUGAUCCAGACAAACGCGUUGGUGGAGAUGGCGGAGAUCGGUGCCGCGAUGUCUUUGAAGAAUUUAUGGGAAAAGACAGAAAAGUUCAAAUAGACGAAGUUGUAAAAGUCGAAUACCAUACUGUGAUGAAUCCCCAGAGUUCCGUGUCUGUUGCUAUUUAUUAUACAUAUGAAGACCAUGCAGACUAUGUAGAUGACAAAGGUUGUAAAAAACUUGGUGAAUUUUCUGUACCUAUCCCAGAUCCGACCGAAGAACGGCGAUAUGUUGAUGUUGAAUUUAAGUUUGGAGGAACUUAUUUAGAAGUCACAGCUACCGAGAGGAAGACGGGAGAGAGAAUACAGUAUAAUUACAGCUUAGUAAACUAGGAGUUGUUGUGUAAUACGUAUUAUACCAUGCAUUCUGCUUAUAGGUGCAAACAAUUGUACAAUUAAACAAAUAUGCUUUUUUUUAAAUAGAAAUAUUGUAAAAACAUAAGUAAAAUUAAUGAGUUGCUUGCGCAAAACGACCUUCAUCCUUUAGACUUCAACGUGUUCAAGUAGUUGUUCUUUGUGACGUCUGCAACCUGAAUAAGAUUAUAAAUGAAACCAUGUUUUAAAAUAUAUUAUUUAAAGAACUAGACUGUAAAAAUAAUUUAUAUUAUUGAAAACUGUUUCUUUUAAUCUGUCAUGAAUGAUUUUCAAACUGUAUUGAAAAAGUUCAUUUAUCAGUCUUCUUUUCAGUAGCCAAAUAACUGCACCUGACAUGCAAAACUUUGGGCAUUUUAAUUGCUAUUGAAUGUAUAUGCCUAUUUUAUUGAGAGUUCAACUGCCUUGAUUUUAUUGUAAUCUUCGAUUGUAAUUCAUGUUGUAGUUUUUUGUAUAUUGGAUGUAAUUACUGAUAUAUUAUUUAAAAUUAUUAUUU